This is a messenger RNA of Rhodotorula graminis WP1, 2508 nucleotides long. RefSeq lists its product as uncharacterized. The coding region runs from base 1 to 2391 and encodes 796 amino acids. The transcript is spliced from 8 exons. NCBI's taxonomy places the organism in Eukaryota, Fungi, Basidiomycota, Microbotryomycetes, Sporidiobolales, Sporidiobolaceae. The record is from RefSeq and is a predicted model, not a curated record.
AUGGCAGAGCGAGCCUCGCUGUCGGCCCCGUCGACUGCCGCGCUGGCGAGCGCAGCAUCGAACCCGGUCGCGGCGCCGAGCACGAGCAGGCGGGACAAUGGGACGAGCUCGGCAGCACGACAUGCGCCGCUCGCCGGCCUCGAGAUGCAGCUCGGGACGGUCAGGGUGGCGGUGAGCGCGGUCCAGACGGGCGCACUGGGCGAGUUGACGCUCGAGGCGCACGCGUCGCUCGCCACGGGCCGAGUACUCGCCGCCGCGACCAAGUCGACGUCGGCAGCCGUGCGCUCGACCGACCGACCGAGGACCGAGUCGUCGAGGACGACCACCGCGACGACCAACUCGACCCGCAUCAUCACCGCCCCGUCCUCGACCUCGCCGUCAACCGCAACCGGCUCCGCUGCCGCCUCUCCGCCCUCCUCGUCGACCGUCGACUCGCCCCCGACGCUCGCGUCGUCGAACGACACCUCAUCGACAAGUGCCCGUCGCCCGACCUCGACCGGCCACGGCGCAGCCUCGUCCUCCACGACCCUCACCCUCUCGCACUCUCGCCCACUCUCCUUCAUGCCGUCCUCUACGUCCCCCUCCACGCCCACAUCUGCUUCCGCCACGCCAGACCGUCCCGACUCGACCGCAUCCACCUCCCCGCCGCACAAGCCCGCGCCGAGCUCGACCGAGCGGUCGACGUCCGCGGCCGGCUCGGCGGCCUCGCCGUCUCGUGAGCGUUCGUCGGCCAAGACGCCCACGUCGACGACUCGAGUGCCGACGAGUCGCCGCCCCUCGGCGAGUCGCUCGAGCGCGACCCGCAGCGUCGUCGAGGCGGGCGACUCGAGUCGGUCGCCGUCGUCCUCCGCCGGCGGUGCCGCCGCCGGACCGGCCUCUUCGGCCAAGCCCUCGCCGACGCGGUACGGCUCGGCGCCGACAAAGGGCUGCGUCGCGCCGCCCUCGACGUUCGAGGGCACCGACGCCGGCUUUGCCCAGCUGUGUAGCGUCCGGUACUGCGACGCCGCGCCGAGGCGCAACAUGGCCUGGAGCGGCAACGCGGGCAACGUGACGCGGCUCGAGAUCGAGACGGCGCUCGGCAUGCUCAGGGAGCUCGAGCCGCUGUGGGAGAACGGGCAGGGCAACGUCCUGUCGGAUGGGUGGCUCGGGCAGGGCAUGCACGACGCCGGCUUGCUCUUCGAGGUGACGGGCGACCGACGAGCGCUCGACGUCAUGGUCCAGAUUGCCGACAACAUCCUCGCUCUGCAGAACGCCAACACGCCCAACCCUGUCACGAUCUGGACUGGCUCAAAGGACAGCGUCUGGCCGACCGGCAACCUGUACCCUGCCGACGGCAAGCUCGUCUACGCCGGCUGCGAGCAAGGCGCCAUCGUCGGCAACAUGGUCGCGGCGGCCGUGUACAUCCUUAAGACGCCGUGCCUGUGGGCCAUGGUGCCGCCCGUCUUUGCCGGUCCGACCAUCUUCAAGCCCUCGACGACCUACUACGAGCGCGCAAAGGCCUACGUCGCUGCAGGAGACGACACCUACGAGAGCUUCUUCUGGCGCUUCUCCGACUCGAACCUCAACCUCAUCAACCCUGCAGACGAGCGUUGGUGGUCGACAGGCGACACUCGAGCUCCCGGGUCGCCGAUGCCGUGGAACCGUGGCAUGAUGAUGAUGCACGGCUACCUCCGCCUCGCCGCCGCCCACGAGACCGACGCCGCCUUCGACGCCAACUUGACCGCUUACUACGACGCCAUCUCGCGCUCCCAUAUCUCGAACUUUGUCAAGGACCUCAACCAGACCAAGGCGAUCCGCAACGGCGUCACGACCUUCGAGUGGGACUACAGCUUUGGCGAGGACCACACCGAGGAGAGCCAGGGCGUGCAUGCUUACUACGACAUCUGGGGCUCGUGGAUCGGCUGGCAGCGCAACUCGGCCGUGUUCGGCCUGUCCAACUUCAUCGGGACGACCUUUGCGCAGACGUUUCAGUCGACCAUCUCGUUCGGGAACGGGUCGUUCUCGGGCCUCGUCACGGGCUCGUCGUCGACCAAGGCCUACACGAUCAACCGGCUCUACGGCGGCUGGUCCUUCUACGCGCUCUGGCUUCCUGAGUGGUUCGACACGAUCGCGACGGCCAACGUCGAGGCGGGCUUCAGCGGCAGGACUUGGCUCGCGAUUCCUCUCUUAUGGACCAAGCACGCGCUCGCCGUCAACGACGUUACCUUCUGGUCGGGCCGCUUCUCGUCGGGCUUUGGCGCCAUCGUCGGCACCGAGGCGAACGCCGCGUCCUCGUCGUCGGGAACGGGAGCGUCGUACAGCGCCGCGGUCGCGUCGCAGCCAAGCCUGGCGGCGUUGGCGCUCGUCGUCGCUGUGGUCCUUGCCCUCGAGGCCGUCUCUCCUUGGGCGUGAGCGCUCUCUCGUCGCGCCCCAUCUUCCCCUGUACCACUCUCGCUCUCGUUCCUCUCCCUUUGCCCUUCCUGUCGCAUCCGUAGACCCACCUCGCAUUUGCAACUCUGACUCGUCGCC